Molecule: messenger RNA, 6948 nt
Organism: Anoplopoma fimbria (sablefish)
Lineage: Eukaryota; Metazoa; Chordata; Actinopteri; Perciformes; Anoplopomatidae
Gene: septin12
Product: septin 12
Exons: 11
Coding region: 134-3022 (962 amino acids)
Biological process (GO): cytoskeleton-dependent cytokinesis
Cellular component (GO): cell division site; septin complex; microtubule cytoskeleton
Molecular function (GO): GTPase activity; molecular adaptor activity; GTP binding
Source: RefSeq, a predicted model, not a curated record
CCCGUCGGUCCACCCUGCCUUCACGCACCUGUCCGAUCUUUUCCCACCGGGAUCCGUGUUCCUCUCAGGGUUCGGCGAUCUUUUCCUUAUCUGACUCGGAGCGGCUUCACGGAGCUUCUGCUGCCAGGCAAGGAUGUCGGAACUUUCCGUGAAUGACCAUCUCGAAGGGAUUUUAUCCGAUUUUGAAGCACUGAAGAGAUCCUUCGACAUUGAAGAUGUGGAUGACAUACCAUCCUUCUCUUCAGCUUCACCCAUCUCCACCCCUGUUUCUCCCUCUUCCUCCCAUUUCUUCCUCCACCACAACAAAGCCAGUGAGGAGCUGGGAGGAGGUGGCCAGUCCCCUUCAUUAGCCUAUAACAACAACAACAACAGCCUGGGCUCCACAGCCCACCACUCUCGCAUCAGCCUCAGUUCCAUUCCCAGCCCAGUGCUCAAGUCCUGUGGGGUAGUCAGCAGCCGGUCCUUCAACCGAGGAACCAUGAACAAGUCGGCAAUCCACAACAAUGGCUCCGCCGUGACCAGAGCUGCAUCCUUCCAGAGCAGGUUAAACCCCAACGGUUACUCUAUUUUGUCUGGGCCAGGCAGUGACAACGACAGCCUUCACAGCUCCACGUCCAGCCUGGAGUACUCUGGGGGAGGUGGGAGUGCCCUCCCUCUUACUAAGCUGGGGUCAUAUCUCAGCCCUCCACCUCUUGGCGAGUACCACCGAACCCAGCCCCAGCUCCCACAACAGCACCGAGAGGGAGGUGCCAACUUAGGAAACAACCCUUACUUAAAGAAGUUUUCUUCCCAUGGGAGUGUUUUCCACUCCGAGAUGGACCAGGGGCCAGGGAUUAUGCACGAUGUACCAGAGCAUCAGGGGCUGAACCAUGGCUCCAUGCCCAGCCUAGACCUCCAAAGUUGUAAUGGAGGGGGAGGAAUGGUCAGUAUGCAAAGAGGUGGAGGUGGAGGCAGGAUGUCUCCGGCGUUAAGGUAUGCCAAUGCUAAUGCAAACUGGAAUGGUCGUCUUCAUAAUGCCAGUUCCUUUGGGGAGGAGGGCUACUGUGGCCCCAAAAAACACUACCAACCGCUAGGGGCCCAGGUCCUGAAGGCUCCCCAGCCCAAGGCCAAAGAGACUUCACGUCUCAACAAGUUUCCCUUGGAUCUGGACAGCUUGGUCGGCAGCACCUCAACCACUUCUCCUACCAAGACUCAAGGAGAAUCCCCAAGCCCCAACCCCCCCAAGCCUCCACCAAGGACCACAGGAGGCCUCCAACACCACACCAGUCAACCAUCCACCUCGGCCAGUCCUUCAGCCUCUCUAAGCAGCCUGGACGGUGCCUCCGACACCCCUCCCCCCUCCCUCCACCAUCCCUUUUUGCCUUUCUCCCCACGUUCUGUAACUCUUUUGCAGGGUUCCAUCCCUGUCACAGAGAUGAUUUGUUCCCCAGUGCCCCUUUCUCCUGCCCAGAGCCCCCAGAAGAAGAUUAUCUCAGGAACCCAAGUUGUUAAGAUGGUCCCCAACCUACCUAACCCUUCUAGCCCCUCCAGCCCCAGAGCCUUUUGGUCUGUGGAGGAUAGCCUCGGUGAUGCCAGAGAUAGUGUAGGCUCAAUCUUACAGAGGAUUGCUUCCUUCUCCCAGCAUGCUGUUACUGAUACCACCCCAGCAUCUAUGACCCAGUCCCCUACAGCCCAAGGCAAUGGUGGGUUGUCAUCUGAAUUUGGGUGCCCAGCUGAGACCAUGCCUAUGCCCACAUGGAAAGAAGGGAAGAAGAAACAAAAAGAAAGUGCUGCAGAGCUGGAGACGGACCUGCACCGCCCAAUGGAGGAGAGAGAGGAGAAGGAGAGAAGCAUCAGGGGACAAGAGCAAGAAGACCAGGGCAAGUGCCAAGAACAACCGGCCAGCAUGAAUACCCAGAAUCCUAUGACAGAAAAAGAGGAGAAGGGAAUGGAGGAGGGAGAAAUGAAGAAAGAGAUGGAGGUGGAGGUGGAGAUGGAGCUGGAGGCAGAGGUGAAGGUGGAGCUGUGCCCGUCUCUGCCAGGCCUGCAGAUGAGCUUCAUCCGAGGCACUGACCUGUUUGGCUACGUGGGCAUUGAGGCGGUGCUGGACCAGAUGAGGCGCAAGACCAUGAAGGCCGGCCUUGAGUUCAACAUCAUGGUGGUUGGUCAGAGCGGUUUGGGUAAGUCCACGCUGGUCAACACUCUGUUCAAGUCCAAAGUCAGCCGGAAGUCCUGCACGCCUAACUACGAAGAGAAGAUCUCCAAAACAGUCAAGCUGCAUUCAGUCAGCCACGUGAUUGAGGAGAAGGGGGUGAAGAUGAAGCUGACAGUGAUCGACACCCCAGGAUUUGGAGACCAAAUCAACAACGACAACUGCUGGGAACCCAUAGUGAAGCACGUCAACGAGCAGUACGAGAAAUACCUGAGAGAGGAGCUUCAUAUCAACCGCAAGAGGAGAAUCCCAGACAGCAGAAUCCACUGCUGCAUCUACUUCCUCCCUGCCACCGGACACAGGCUACGCCCCAUCGAUGUUGAGUUCAUGAAGAGGUUGGGGAAGAUAGUGAGCAUCGUACCUGUCAUCGCCAAAGCCGACACACUCACCAUUGAGGAGAGACAGGAGUUCAAAGAGAGGAUAAGGCAAGACUUGGCAGCCAAUGGGAUUCGUGUUUACCCCCAGAAAGAGUAUGAUGAGGAUCCCGAAGAACGCAUCAUCAACGACAGAAUCAGGGAAAGUAUUCCCUUUGCUGUGGUGGGAACAGACAAGGAGCACCAGGUGAAUGGAAACAAGGUGUUGGGUCGUAAAACAAAGUGGGGAAUCAUUGAAGUUGAAAACGUGGCGCACUGUGAGUUUGCCAACCUGAGAGAUCUACUCAUCAGGUCUCACUUGCAGGACCUGAAAGACGUAACACACGACAUCCACUAUGAAACCUACCGUGUACGACGGCUCAAUGAGAGCAACAUGAACUUCAGUGAACUGGGACUGUCCACCUGGCCACUGGAGAACGGAUGUGCUGACAAGUGUGAAUCAGACAGCCACCUCUGAUCUCUCCAUCAGCCUCCUCCUUCCUGCUCCUGCUCCUACUCACAUUAAGGGAUGUAAAAAAAGAAAGCUAUAAUUUUUUUUCCUCAAGUAAAAACCAAGAUGGAGAAUUUUAUUUUUUUUCUUAUAGUUUUUCCGUUUGUUUUUUUCAGUAUGGGACAAACUAGUGGAUUGUUUUUAAAUGAGAAAUCAAGUUACAAUACAUAAGAAAUGCAUCAAAUAUGGAAAUAUGUGAGCUCAUAUAUAUUUUUCUGGAAGGAUGGUGACAUAUACGGGGAGUAGGAGAGCAGGCAGCAUAAUGAGAGGAACAUAUACAAUUAUCACAAUGGUGUCUAAGCAUCUUGGUAUCGGCUAUAUAAAUAGUACUCUUUAUGGACAGAAGUAUGUGGACAGCCCAUUCCUUUCACCCAACAUCAGUGUUGGACCUCACUAAUCCUCUUGUGUCUGAAUGGGAUCAAUCCCCUCCAGCAGCCAGGUCCAACAUCUGGUGGAAGGACCGAAACCAGAGUGAAAUGUUCGGGUGUCCUCAUACUUUCUAUAGAUGUCCACAAAUAUUUGUCAAUGCAGUGUGUCAUUCUUGCUUAGGUCAUAUGUGUUCUAAUGUGAUUCAAAGUAGAAAAUUGAAGAUGCCGUUUAUGUGUUGAAAGUUUUUGACAAACACAAAUGUCCACAUUUAAGUGCCAAAACAAAAAGAAAAUGUCCAUCCAUCUCUUUUACUAAAAUGUUUUGAAGUAAUUGGCUUCUGUUUAUUACUUGACUUCAGCAUAACAUCUACCAGCUGAAGGUGUGCUCAUUGAUCAUGAUCAAGGCUCUUUUUAACAUUUCACUGAGCAAGAUCAGGUUAGGGAUAGGAUAAUACAUUUGAAUUAUAAACUAGAGUUAUUAGUGGAUUUUAUCCUGUUACCAUCUAAGAACUGCAGCUUAGGCAUCCGGUUCCCAAUUAAAACAUUGGGCAUUAAUAGAAAUAAUGUAUAUAUUUCCAUUUCAUUUCAACAAUUUUGACUUGACAGAUUUAUUAUUCUUUAUUUUAAUUUUGUUAGAGGCUACUGCACUGCACCUGUUGCAUUAUGAUCCAAUGCAAGAUUCAAAGUAUUAUUUUUGAUGUGGUUGGUCUUGGGAAACCAAUUUAUGCUUUUAGAAUUCAGCCAAUAUAACAUUUGAAAAUGGUUUUGUACAAGACGUUUGAAAUGCACUUCCAGCAUAGUAGUCACUCAUGUCUAAAUCCAACCUUCCUGCCUAAACACAUCAAAUAUAGCAAUAAUGCACAGCAAUAUAAAAAAUAUUAUAGGAACCAUCUUGACAGCUUGUGCUGCUUGCAUUAAUGAAAACAAAGGAUUGUGUGGAUGAGACGCAACAGUUAUAAUAAUGAUAAUAAUAAACCUCCGUGGCGUAGGGGUGCACUGGGCCCUCUGCUCUGAACUGUGGGAGAAGUCUGGUUUAAGAUAAUCGUCGGUGCCAUAAUCCCCGUUUGUACAGUUAAUCACAUCUGGCCUCUGUCUGUGUAGACAUGCUUUUAACUGUUCAGAACAGACAGAAAUACUCUGCCUUAAAUGUGGUCAGAUGACAAGUGGCUGAACUAUUUGCCUUCCCACUCUACAUGUGACCCUUUUAAGAGUAUCAGAAGUGUUUCACUGCCUCUCGGAUUGACAGUUUGAAGUGUGUUGUAUCUCUGAGCAAAGCUGCUGGCAGUGGUUGGGUUUGCUCAGAUAUGACAUUUUGUACUGACUAGUAAAUUACUAGAGGUUCAAAAAAAGUUGAAAGGGCCAAAUGGAGGAAAAGUGCAUUUACAAAUGUAUUCACAUUAGUGGGAGAACAGUCUUCAUUGUCACUUCACUUUAAUUAAGUUUGGUCAGCAUCAGUGUUCUCUAGAAAAUUGGAAUUUUGCUGUAGGCAAUCACCCAUUUUAAAUAUUAUCAGCUGAUUCAAUGGCCGUUAUCAGUGGUUAUCUCUACCAUUCUCAUGCUUCAGAUGGGCCAAACUGAACCUACCACGUUGUCAAAGUGAAAGUUAGCAUUGUGGAUUGAAACAAAACAACUGUAGGCAAGGCACAGAACUAUCUGGUUAGGUUUGGGAAAUGAUCGUGGUUUGGGUUAAAUAAGUACGUAUUACAUAACUUGAGAUAGUUGUCGAUAGUAAGUACGUACAUUACAUAACACGUACGGUAAAAUAAGUCAAGAUUUUACUUUUGGUUUCACACUGAAUGUGAACAGCGAUCUCCUGGGUGAAAGUCCUGUUUGUAUGUCCCAUCCAACCACCUCGUCGUCCUUCUAACAUGAACUAUGUCGCUCUCCAUAAUAAGUCACCUGACUUCCUCCUUUGCUGAAGUCAUAGUUACUAUGUUUCUGCAUGUAUUAUGCAGAUACUCCAAAGAUAAAACAUUUUUAAAGAUUGUAUUCAAGGAAGGAUUUCAAGCAUGUCUUUCUGUUAUGCAUUGUACAUUCAUAAAGGCUACCAGUGAUCUACUAGUGGCCACUGAGCAGCUGGAGCUAUAUUGUAUGAAAAAGGUAUGAAGUUUGACCAUCUGUGCCUUGGUUUUGCCAUCAUGUGUGAUGAAAAUAAAAUUUUCCUUGAUGGCUCCAUCACAGCCCGUUGAGACAGAAGGAUGCAGCUUAACAACAGCGUGUGUGUAAUGUUGACUUAGACAGCUUUUAGAGUCCAGUUUGACCCAGUUUAUUAAGGCCUUUUACAGACCGCCAGCUCAAAAGCAUUUUCAUGAGUGUAGCCAGAUUUAUUUAAGAAAGUUUGGACAGCAUAACAUAACAUGAAAUUAAUUUUUAGCAAAUCUAUUCCAAAGCACCUUUUAAUAGAUUUCAAUCUUUCUGUGUACAGACGUCGAGUUAAAUUGUCUGCUGGCACCUUCACUUUUAAACUGCUUUGACUUUCUGCUGCUUCCCCGUCGCAAUGCAACAAGCCGUUUCCUGCACUGUGAUUUGACAGCGUGAUCGUUUCAAAGUCAAAUGUUUCUGCGUUGAAAAGCAGCAUCACCAGUGUAGCCCAGCAGCUAAUGGGCAGUUUAGAUGAAAUAAGGCAAAUAUAGAUUUGGGUCUUGGGUUUGGUUCUGAAAUUUGGCAGCACAGUCAGGUUCAGUCAGUUUGGGUCUUGAAGGUGCUGGCGUGGACUGGGUUCAGGUCUCACUUUUAUGCCUGUGCAAACCUUGAUUCUGUUCCUAUUAACUUUACAGCUAGAUAGCUAUCAUGACCAAGACAUAACCUUUGAGAGAACUUGAGAGUUUCUCUGGGGGAGAAAAAAACAUGUAAUAUGUAAUCAUUUAUCUAAAUAAACCCACAUAUACUGCACAUAUUCAUUUUAUUUGGUACACCUAUACUUCUUCUACUGUGACAUGAAAACGGUCUGAGUGCUACUCAUGUAGCAGGAUUACACCUGAUUUGAUUUAAUCGAUGGUUAUUGUUCAGAUGGUAAAGCAUGUUCAGCUGUCCUUCCAUGGAUAAAUGAAGAUGAGUAGACUCCUUUCUGUUACUUUGUUGCAUAAUAUUGAGUGAGCGUAGGCUCCAUGGUAAUAUUUUAGCAGAAACAGUGUGAAGUAAUAGUGGAAAUUAUUAUGAAUACUUGAACAUAAUCAGUCUUAGCACUGGUCUCACAUGAUUUUGUCGCUACAUCUUCCUUUUUUCAAAGUAAUGGCUGAACUAACUGGUUUCAAAAUGUAAUUUUCCCUCUGAAGCCACCAAUCCUCCCCAGUGACCCCAAACCCUCCACAGUCCAAAUCCCUUUGACUCUGAUCCCAUGCAGCAGGUCAGACAGUCCCUGUUUCUCUGCUCUGUAUCCUGAUCCUCUGUGUCAACCUCCCUCCUUGUAUUUUAUACUCAGCAUGUACUAAUAGUUUCUGUAUGAUUAAUGUCUUUGUUUUUUAUAGUAUUGAUGAUACACAUGUUAACACUUGAUUUACAAUUAAAUACUUGUCACCUUGUCAA